AUGUCCAAACCUUCGGACCACAUCAAGAGGCCCAUGAACGCCUUCAUGGUUUGGUCUCGGGGUCAGCGGCGUAAGAUGGCUCAGGAGAACCCCAAGAUGCACAACUCGGAGAUCAGCAAGCGGCUGGGCGCCGAGUGGAAGCUGCUGUCGGAGGCGGAGAAGCGGCCGUACAUCGACGAGGCCAAGAGGCUGCGCGCCCAGCACAUGAAGGAGCACCCCGAUUAUAAGUACCGGCCCCGGCGUAAACCCAAAAACCUGCUCAAGAAGGACAGGUAUGUCUUCCCUUUGCCCUAUCUGGGCGAUGCCACGGCUGACCCCCUCAAGGUGGCUGGAUUGCCAGCGGCGGCCGCGGCUGCGGUGGUGGGGGCUUCUGAGAGUCUCCUGAGUGUCCCCGAAAAAGCCCGGGCCUUCUUGCCACCUGCUUCGGCCCCCUACUCCCUGCUGGACCCCACACAGUUCGGCUCCGGUGCCAUCCAGAAGAUGGGCGACGCACCUCACGCCCUGACCGCCGGCGCCCUGCCCUAUGCGUCCACCCUGGGUUACCAAAACGGAGCCUUCGGCAGUUUGGGGUGCUCAAGCCAGCACACUCACACCCACCCGUCCCCCACCAACCCGGGCUACGUAGUCCCCUGUAACUGUACGGCCUGGUCUACGUCUACCCUGCAGCCUCCCGUGGCCUACAUCCUCUUCCCGGGCAUGACCAAGACUGGCAUAGACCCGUACGCAUCCGCACACCCCACGGCUAUGUAA
Dipodomys ordii (Ord's kangaroo rat) is the source of this 750-nucleotide messenger RNA. It is a transcript of the gene Sox14, whose product is annotated as SRY (sex determining region Y)-box 14. The coding region runs from base 1 to 750 and encodes 249 amino acids. The record is from RefSeq and is a predicted model, not a curated record. Gene Ontology annotation, biological process: positive regulation of transcription by RNA polymerase II; anatomical structure morphogenesis; cell differentiation. Gene Ontology annotation, molecular function: DNA-binding transcription factor activity, RNA polymerase II-specific; RNA polymerase II cis-regulatory region sequence-specific DNA binding. The transcript has a single exon. Lineage: Eukaryota; Metazoa; Chordata; Mammalia; Rodentia; Heteromyidae.